Molecule: messenger RNA, 1857 nt
Organism: Colletotrichum spaethianum
Lineage: Eukaryota; Fungi; Ascomycota; Sordariomycetes; Glomerellales; Glomerellaceae
Exons: 2
Coding region: 1-1857 (618 amino acids)
Source: RefSeq, a predicted model, not a curated record
AUGCCAAGGCAUAAUUCCGUCGUGCCGUCACCAUCCACCUGCCGUCGGCCCGACCACACGGAGACAUUCGAUUUCAUCAAAGUUGUCGACUGGCGAAUCGUGGCAAGUGCCAAACACGUGGAGGUCGCAGCAGCGCGGGCUGUGUGCGAAUACCCUGCGGCGGCGGACUUGCCCACCAAGACGCGGAUCUCCCAGACGUACGUGGAGUGGGAGGAAAACGGCUCGAAGCUUCUCCAGAACGCCAAGGUCCACCCGACGAUGACAGCUCCGGCCGUGGACGCCACCCAGCUUGUUUUGGUCGUCGGCCAACAGCGAGUGAGCGUUGACAAGAGCUGGCGCAGGCUUUGGACCGAAGUAAUUGAGCUGCCGAUACGUAACGGCAGACAGGCGAGAGUUUUGGCCGGCGGCACAUACUUCUUCGGCCUCAUCGUGUGGGACGAGGCCCACCAGGUUCGCGGCCUGAACACGACCACCGCAAAGGUCCUGUGGGAGAUGCUGUCGCGGCAGACGCGCAGCCCGAUGGUGGUGUUGGCCACCGGAAGCCCCAUCACCAGCGGGUUCAAGGACCUGGCGCUGAUGCUUUCCAUGAUCCGCAAUCAGCCGGGGCAGCGGCAGGCGCUUGCUAUCCGGGCCGAUCUGGCCACCCUCGACACCAAAACGGCCAGUCUCCAGAAGGGAGCCGGUGAGCUCAUCGUGGCCGGGGAAAAUAGGUCCCUCGGCAAAGAUGUCAUCGCGGAGUGUGCCAGGUUACUAGGACGCGACAUUUUCAAGAGGGGCCCUACCAGCUUGUUUUUUGGUCAUCCGAUUAUGGAAAAAAAGGAGGUUGUUACGGAGCGAGUCGAAUGCCCGAUCGACCCCGAGUUCCGGGACGCCAUGGAUAGCCUCGUCGCCAAGGUGGGCAGCGCGGUUGUGCAGAAGCUACAGGCCGCCCGGGCAGCAGACGGCGGCGGCGAUGACGCAGCGCCGCGUCGAUCGAAGGGCAAGCAGAAAACGACGUCGCGCGCCGACGGCGACAUGGCCAUCAUCAGCAAGAGCCAGGAGGUGCGCCAGCUGGACCUCGCCACUCACCUGCCCGGCCUUCUGCGGACGUGGAAGACGACGCAGAUCGAGACUCGCUGGACGGACAUCGUCGAUGCGAUCGGAUACGGCAAGGGCCUGCCUGUCCCGCCGACGUACCUCGACAAGGCGCGCGUGCCUCCCGGCAUAUGGAACAGCCUGAACGACGUCCUUGCCGACUGCAGCCGGACGGCGAACCUGCUCGACAUCUGCACGAAAGCUUUCAAUGACUGCCAGAUCUAUCCCGAUGAUGUCGAGUGCGGGCCCGGAUUCGGCGGUCCCAAGAACGUCGUCAUCUUCACCAAGUGGCCUGUUCUGGUCUAUCUGGUCCAGCUGUGGUUCGAGACGAGGGGAGACGACAGGUUCCAGACAGCGCUCGUGCACAGCGGCGUGCCGGGAGAAGAACGCCAGAAGAUCAUCGACUGGUUCCGGGAGUUCAACGAGCCACGCGCCGGGGCCAGCGGCAAGUACGACCUCAAGCGGCUCACCAAGGUGUUCAUCACCACAUACGCGGUCAGCGGCACCGGUCUCGACGCGCUCAAGGUGGCCAACUACUGCGUCCACUUUGGCGUGAUGAAGAAUGUCAACGAGGAGAGGCAGGCGACUGGCCGGAUCGACCGACAGGGCCAACUCCUCACGAGCUUCGUGUACUAUUUACAGUCGAUGGCCGAGCCUCUCGAUCGGCUGACAGCGGGGAUGAGAGAUAUGAGGAGCGCACUUUACGGGGAGUGGGGACUGUUGGAGGAGGUCGUCAGGCUGUUCCAGCCGCAGUGUCAGGCGGUCCAGACAGGAUCGCAGUAA